Ostrea edulis (European flat oyster) is the source of this 2041-nucleotide messenger RNA. RefSeq names its product peroxisome assembly protein 12-like. Gene Ontology annotation, cellular component: peroxisomal membrane; peroxisomal importomer complex. The coding region runs from base 110 to 1237 and encodes 375 amino acids. The transcript has 8 exons. Gene Ontology annotation, molecular function: protein binding; zinc ion binding; ubiquitin-protein transferase activity. Gene Ontology annotation, biological process: protein monoubiquitination; protein import into peroxisome matrix. NCBI's taxonomy places the organism in Eukaryota, Metazoa, Mollusca, Bivalvia, Ostreida, Ostreidae. The record is from RefSeq and is a predicted model, not a curated record.
AUGAAUUCCUUUAAAAAUAUUAGUGUCUUAAAAUUUUAAUAGAUACAGCACAAAUCCCGAUGAUUACAGAUAUAUUUGUAGCAAAAAUAACCUACCUUACAGAUUACAAAUGCCAACCUUCACCUUUCUACCGGAAGUAAAGAAGCUGAGAAGUGUGCAGACAAAACAGAAACUGAGAAAGUUACAAGUACGACAAACCUUCGAAAUAAUGGCGGAAAACGCUGCCCACUUAACUUCAGCAACCUCAGCUUCUGUUCCAUCAAUAUUUGAAGUUCUUUCACAAGAUAGUUUAAUGGGAAGUGUGAGACCAGCAUUAAAACACGCUGUGAAGAUUCUAUCUGAAAGUCGACCUGACAAGUUUGGCAUGCUGUUGAGAUGGUAUGAUGAAAUAUACACAGGACUGGAUUUCAUUCUUCAAAACUACUAUCUUCAUAAGUACAGUGCAUCUUUUGCCGAAAACUUUUAUGGCCUAAAGAGGUUUGUAAGUGGAGGAGCACAGUCCAAAAACUUGCCAAGAAGAGCCCAUUGGAAAUCAUUAUUGUGUUUGGUUGUUCUUCCAUACCUGAAACAGAAGUUAGAUCAAUGGUUUGAGGAGGCAAGACAUGAUUCUAACACGGGCCAGUUACCAAAGAAUCAAAUGCUGAAGCAGUUAUAUAAGGUUAUUGUAGCUGUUUACCCAUACAUUCACAUGAGCUGGGAGGGCAGCAUGCUGAUGUAUCAGAUAGCAUACAUGUUUGGUAAAACCUCCUGGCACUCUCCUCUUCUUCACCUGUCAGGAACCAGGCUUUCUCAUGCAGAGGAGGAGGAGGAUGAAGAAUCGGACAGACUAUCUUUUUCUGACCAGUGGGCAUCUUCAAGUGUGCCUGGAAAGCUAAAUCUGGCCAUAAGAAAAGUCCUUGGUGUAACAGCUGUCACCCUGUCCACAGGAUUGUCUGUGGGUGUGUUUUUCCUGCAGUUUCUGGAGUGGUGGUAUUCCAGUGAAAACAAUACACCGUCUCUGAUGGCCCUGCCUAUACCUGAUCCUCCAAAGGCGGACAGAGAUUUAAUUAAAACUUCACAUGAUGUUUGUCCAUUGUGUCUGAAAACUCGCACAAACCAUACAGUACUUUCAACAUCUGGGUUUGUGUUCUGUUAUCCCUGUAUCUAUGAUUACAUCAAACAGCACCAGUGUUGUCCAGUCACCAGCUAUCCAUCCAGACAGCAGAACCUAAUCAAACUGUACCCUCCAGAUUCCUGAACUAGAUCCGUGUGUGAAAUCCAUGUCUAUUUGGCUGUGAUAGAUCUCAAGAAGGGUCAAGAGUUGAGAUAGAUGGAGUAAUUGACUUGUGUGAAUGUUGGACAUGUAUAAUUUGCAUCUAAUCUUGCAGACGGUGAUAUGCUUUAUACAUGCACUGAACUUUACACUUCUGCUAUCAUAACUAGUUUAUUUGUACUCAGAAAUCAACGCUAGUAUCCAAUUUCAGAUCAAAUUAAUUAACAGGUAUCUGCAAAUUAAAGGCGUUGCUCAGCUUGAUAAAAUGUUGAAUGUAGUUGACUUUCCUAUUUAUCAUAAUAUUUUCAGUGAAUUUUUCAGUGAUAUAAAUCAUUACAUAUAAUAGGAAGAUAAAAGUUUUCUUGUGUCUGAAAAAGAUUUUAUUAAUUUAUUAUUACAUCCAGUGAUUAAUGUAAAAGUGAUGUGAUCACUGAGAACGGCUAGUAUGUUUGAGUGGUAAAUGAUUUCAGUAUGUUGAGAGGUAAAUGAUUUCAGUAUGUUGAGUGGUAAAUGAUUUCAGCGUGUAACUGUUGAGUGGUAAAUGAUUUCAGUGUGUUGAGAGGUAAAUGAUUUCAGUGUGUUGAGUGGUAAAUGGUUUCAGUGUGUUGAGUGGUAAAUGGUUUCAGUGUGUUGAGUGGUAAAUGAUUUCAGUGUGUUGAUUUUUACUCAGUUUUUGCAAUCAUGAGUUGUUGAUAUUGAGGAAGAUUUGCUACUAAAGGUAUGUAUAUUAUGUUUUCAGGUUUAUUAAGUUUUAUAUACAGUGAGUAUGAAUUAAAUCCUGAAAAUAUA